AUGAGCUCUCUUAUCCCGUGUUUAUCGAUAUCUGUGCUCUCGGAUAGCCUUAUUCAAUAUUCAUCGGGUACAAUUCCAGUUUCCGCCACCGAGCUUAAUUUAAAACAAACUCUACUCGGUGGUCAAUCAUUUCGAUGGUGCGAACAAUCCCCCAAUGAAUUCGUUGGUGUUCUUCAUUCCUACAUUGUUCGUUUACAAUAUGAAAACGAGGAACUGCAUUUCAAAUUCUACGUACAUAAGGACACCAACUCAUUAUUGAAUGAAUGUGACCGUGAAAAAGAAAGUGCAUCAACUUUGCACAAAUACUUUCAGUUAUCAGUCAAACUCGAAGAUCUCUUUGAACAAUGGUGCAAAUCAGAUGAAAGAUUUCGAAAUAAACAAAUACCAACUGGUAUUCGAGUACUGGACCAAGAUCCACUAGAAAAUUUAAUUUGUUUUAUAUGCUCCAGUAACAACAAUGUACAGCGAAUCACAAAGAUGAUUAAAACAUUGUCGGAAAUCUACGGAAAGGAAAUCGGUACGCUGAACGGAACAACUUAUUAUCAAUUUCCAACGAUUGAUGAACUCGAUCAACCUGAGCUCGAAAAAGAUCUACGAAAGCUCAAUUUUGGCUACAGAGCACGGUAUAUUCAUAAGGCAGUGCAGUAUCUUAAACACACAAUCAACGAUCCAUCGUAUUUCAAUCGACUGAAAUCUUCAUCUGUGCAAGAUGCACGCAAUGAGCUAUUAAAAAUUAUGGGCGUUGGUCGAAAAGUGGCAGACUGCGUUCUAUUGAUGUCGUUAGGUAAACAAGAUGUCGUACCAGUUGAUACUCAUAUACAUUCAAUCGCAGUGACAUAUUACGGACAAAGGAAGAAUUCACAAUUAUCUAUGAGUAAUUACAACAACAUUUCCUCAUUUUUCCAACAACUUUGGCAGCCAUAUGCUGGUUGGGCACAAGCGGCGGCUUUUUCUAACGAGCUCCGUUCACCAACAAGCCAAACCACAUCAGUUAAACGUUCCAAAAUGACUAAUCAUUGUAAAUUUAUCAAAUAUGAAACAGAAAUCAAAGAAUCUUGA
Molecule: messenger RNA, 1059 nt
Organism: Adineta ricciae
Lineage: Eukaryota; Metazoa; Rotifera; Eurotatoria; Adinetida; Adinetidae
Source: the annotation of a GenBank genome assembly